Messenger RNA from Eruca vesicaria subsp. sativa (arugula), 849 nucleotides. The record is from the annotation of a GenBank genome assembly. NCBI's taxonomy places the organism in Eukaryota, Viridiplantae, Streptophyta, Magnoliopsida, Brassicales, Brassicaceae.
AUGGGAGUUAGUGAGAUCUCACAUGUGAAAGGUUUGCUUACGGCUGUUCAUAAGGACUACUUUAGAGUUGUGAACUCUAGAGAUUUGCUUUUCAAUGAUUGUGGUGACCGAGUCGCGCAGUUGCUACAUGUAGAAUUAGUUCCUCCUUACUCUCAGUACGAUGCUCAUCAGCAAGUUUUGAUCGUUAACACUCAUUUGAUUUUUCCUCAUGAUUCUACACUCUCUAUUGUAAGAUUGCAGCAGGUUUAUAAGAUUCUUCAGUAUGUUGAAUCUUAUCAGCAAGAAGAUAAUCUCAGUCCAAUGCCUAUUAUACUUUGCGGAGAUUGGAACGGAAGCAAGAGAGGACACGUCUACAAGUUUCUCAGGUCACAGGGCUUUGUGUCGUCUUACGACACUGCUCAUCGGUACACAGAUUUAGAAUCUCAAAAGUGGGUAAGCCAUAGGAAUCACCGGGGUAACAUAUGCGCUGUCGAUUUCAUAUGGCUUCUAAAUCCAAAUCGGUAUAGAAAGCUUCUAAACACAAGUUGGAGUGAGGCUGUGUUUGGCAUGUUCAGGUAUCUACUGAGAAGAGCUUCACUAACAGCUGAAGAUGCUUUUGCCGUUCUUAAAACCGACAAUGAUGGUGAUUACAUUACAUUCAUGGGCUUCUGCGAGACUCUUCGACAGCUCAAUCUUACGGGUCAUUGCAAUGGACUUACGACAAAAGAGAUCAAGGAUCUGUGGAUUCAAGCUGACAUUGAUGGAAACGGUCUUGUAGAUUACAAGGAGUUUCAGCAAAGAAUUUGGAAUCAAACGUGGUCUGAACAGAGAGAUACAGAGGACGGAGAAGCAAAAGGUAACCAAGAAUAA